GUGUUUGACAGUUUAAUUAUAGUCUGGUUUAUUUUACUUGGAUUUAUUAUAAUAAUGGGCAGAGCGCACAAUGUCUACACACACCAGAGUAUCCCUUUCCAACCGAGUUAGAAUGAACGUGAGUUUCGACUUUACAAAAUUCUAGGUAAAUAUGUAAACAACUUUAGCGGACGCAACCGGCAUCGAUCUAUCGUGACACUAUCUAAGAAUGAAACAAAAAAUAGUUUUGCACUUUGCGCACACGUUUCGUCCUACCAGUUCGUUGAAACCCGCAUGAGGGAUGGCUGCGUCUUUUAAUCCCGGCGCCUCUGCACGGGCUCGAAUUACGGAUGAUGCAAUAUUUGAACAAUUGAUGGAUGGAAAUCUAUCGGAGAUUGAAGAUUUUAGCGACAAUGACUUGGAUUUUGAACUAAAUAAUCUGUUUGAUCAAUUGGAUUGCGAAGAUCUCUGCGAUGGUGAUAUUCCUAAUGAAGAUGAAGAAAUCAGUCAUCAAUUAUCACCAUUGAUAUGUUCACGUGUGAUACAGCCUCCGUCUACAUCGAUGCCGCAACCUUCUGCUUCAAUGACGCAACAUCCUUCUCCAACAACGACUCAAUCUCAAGCAGCAGUACAAGCAGUGAGAUCGCGAAGCUUAUUGCAAUACAAAUUAUCAUGGGAUGUGUUCCUUAUCCUCGACUGCCUAUGUAUUGGAGGGUUGGUACUAGGUUGGAAAUUAUCGGCGGUUUAAUGUCACGGGACAGGUUUUUUACCCUUCGUAAUGCACUACACGUAGUUGAUUCAGAUUCACCACCUCCAACUGAAAUUGUUAAUCCACUAUGGAAGGUUCAACCCAUGAUCGAUCAAAUUAAACGUGCGUGUAAUAAAUUAGAAAGGGUGCCGGGAUUCUACUCUAUUGAUGAGCAGAUGAUACCAUUUACAGGCCGCUGUCAACUACGUCAGGUAGUGAAAAACAAACCUAGGCCUGUAGGGUUUAAAAACUUCGUCCUCACGACUAGUGAGGGAUUGAUGUUGGAUUUCGACAUAUACAGAGGUGCAAGGACGAUGUUUGGUGAUACGAAUCUUGGCCUUGGUCCUUCGGUAAUCCUACAUUUAUCUAAAAGUAUUCCUCCUGGUAGCUGUGUGAAUCACGAUAGAUAUUUCACCACAGUACCUUUAAUUGAAGAAAUGAACAAGUUAAAUCUGCAUUCUACCGGGACAAUAAUGUUAAAUCGUAUCCCUGACCGAGCUACAAUAAAAUUUAAAACGGACGUUCAAAUGACUCGUGGAGAAAGCCAACAAUUUGUUUGUGAACCUACUACAAUCGUAAAGUGGAAAGAUAAUAAAUCCGUGUUACUCGCAUCAAACUGUACUGGGUCCGGUGCAACUACUCUCGUAAAAAGGUGGGAUAAAGCUAUGAAACGGUACGUCGACGUAACUGCUCCAAAUAUAGUAAGAAAUUAUAACCAACACAUGGGAGGAGUAGAUGUACUGGAUCAACAAAUGGAGUAUUAUCGAACAUUUAUUUAAACCAAAAAAUGGACCCUAAAAUUAUUGACGCAUUUUUUUGACCUCGCGCUGGUAAACUCUUGGAGGCUGUAUAGAAUCGACUGCAACAGUAAUAAUUAUGCAAGGAAAGACACUAAGCCUUUACUGGAUUUUCGCUUGAAUGUGGCGGAUGCUUUAUCUUCUACACCAAGUAGAGCUCGAAGGCAUAGUGAAGAUGAAGAUGAAGAUCAGUCUGCAGCUCCGCGUCGAAAAUAUAAAAUAUAUAGACCAGCCAACAGACCGUCGGCAGAGAAACGAUAUGAUGGAUAUGAGCAUUUUCCAACCAGCGACGACAUAAAAGCGCCAAGGACCUGUAGGUUGGAAACUUGCAGCAGUCGUUCAAAAAUUAGGUGUGAAUAAUGCGACGUCUAUUUAUGUUUAUCUCGUGAUAAAAAUUGUUUUAAAGUAUAUCAUUUGUGUACACAAUAAUUAUGUUGAUCUCAUUGAUUAUAGUGACUAAAAAUUAAGAUUUUGUUGAUUAUGUAGAGGUAGAAGUAAUAUACAUAGU
Molecule: messenger RNA, 2032 nt
Organism: Spodoptera litura
Lineage: Eukaryota; Metazoa; Arthropoda; Insecta; Lepidoptera; Noctuidae
Source: RefSeq, a predicted model, not a curated record